AAUAGGAUAUUUUUUCAAAAUUUACCAUGAGUUUCACUAUAAUUUUAAUUUCAGAAUUUUUGAACGGUAUGUCCGCCAUAUUUAUUUCCCGAAUUUGACAGAUUCUUUCUUUUUGAGCACGUUGUAGUAAAAGAACUGCAAUGCAGAUAUUUGUGAAAACCCUCACGGGGAAGACCAUCACCCUUGAGGUGGAGGCUUCAGACACCAUCGAAAAUGUGAAGGCAAAGAUCCAGGAUAAGGAGGGUAUCCCUCCCGAUCAGCAGCGACUGAUCUUCGCCGGCAAACAGCUUGAGGAUGGUCGCACACUAUCAGACUACAACAUCCAGAAGGAGUCUACUCUCCAUUUAGUGUUGAGGCUCCGUGGAGGUACCAUUGAGCCCUCCCUACGUAUUCUGGCUAUGAAGUACAACUGCGACAAGAUGAUCUGCCGCAAGUGCUAUGCUCGCCUGCAUCCCCGUGCGACCAACUGCCGCAAGACCAAGUGUGGCCACACCAACAACCUUCGCCCCAAGAAGAAGCUUAAGGAUUAAACCAUCUAAUUUAGUACUAUCAAUUCCAUCAUUGAAAUGAAAAUACCAUUCUAAAAAUGUAACUGAAACUAAAAUUAUUACAAGUAAUAAUAAAUACAUUUCAAAAA
Molecule: messenger RNA, 637 nt
Organism: Pectinophora gossypiella (pink bollworm)
Lineage: Eukaryota; Metazoa; Arthropoda; Insecta; Lepidoptera; Gelechiidae
Gene: RpL40
Product: ubiquitin-60S ribosomal protein L40
Exons: 3
Coding region: 141-530 (129 amino acids)
Biological process (GO): modification-dependent protein catabolic process; protein ubiquitination; translation
Cellular component (GO): nucleus; ribosome; cytoplasm
Molecular function (GO): ubiquitin protein ligase binding; protein tag activity; structural constituent of ribosome
Source: RefSeq, a predicted model, not a curated record